GAAAAUCUUGUAGAUACUGAAAUGACUACCUCUAUUACCGAAUUAGAGAAUAUACAAACUGACAACAAAAUGGAAACUGACACAGCCUCAACAAUAUCUAUACAUCAAGAAAGUUUCAAUAUACUUACAUAUAGCCAAAUACAUUAUACAACUUAUCAAUUCUACAAAGGUUUUACAAAAGACAUGGAGAUCAAUAAAUAUGAGGAAAUCCAAAAAGCA
This is a messenger RNA of Ambispora leptoticha, 219 nucleotides long. NCBI's taxonomy places the organism in Eukaryota, Fungi, Glomeromycota, Glomeromycetes, Archaeosporales, Ambisporaceae. The record is from the annotation of a GenBank genome assembly.